Vitis riparia (riverbank grape) is the source of this 1755-nucleotide messenger RNA. RefSeq names its product transcription factor MYB106-like. The coding region runs from base 712 to 1707 and encodes 331 amino acids. The transcript is spliced from 3 exons. The record is from RefSeq and is a predicted model, not a curated record. Lineage: Eukaryota; Viridiplantae; Streptophyta; Magnoliopsida; Vitales; Vitaceae.
ACUUACAAAUUUCUUCUCUCUCCUCGCUUUUUUACCUCGGUAAUUUAAGCAUCAUUUUUAAAAACUGUCAGUACUCUUAUAAAAAAAACAUUAUUUUUAAAAACUGUCGUAUUCUUAUAAAAAAUCCCAGAAUCGGUCCCCCUUGGUUACAGGAGGCAUAUUAAUGGCGUACAAUUAAUGGAUGGUGCUGUGUUGUAGAGUAACUUAACACUCUAAACAAUUAAAAGCUGGGGUACGGGUUUUUCAUAACCUUCAUCCAGGACGGCACAGUGAUUGGAACAAGCUAUGGGAGACGAAUUAACCACAGUAAAAAGAAGGGGAAUGGUUGGACAGUGUAGCUGUGUAACAAUGAUUUAUUUGCUAUGUUAUAAUCGCUUAAUUUUAAAAAUUAAUGGGUGGAUAAGUUCAGGAGGAUGUUUUUUUUUGGUUUAGAUGAGGUAAAAAUCUGUCUUCCAUAAAGAGCAGGGCAGGGGUAGGGGCAGUAUGCCACUAAUUACAGAGGUUGACACAAUUUAAUGGAAUUCAAUACUUUAUCCCAUAAAUAGUGCUGAUCGUUGCCCAUUUCUCUAUCCUCUGGUGUCUCCCAUUUUUCUAACAAACUCCCUUUCCAUCUCCUGAUCAUCAUCAAUUCAUCAUUCACCUCAAAGAAGCUUCUUAUAUCCAGCUGCCUCAUUCUGCUUUGCUCGCUGAGUCACUGGGCACUCCCUCAAAAUGGGAGGAUCUCCCUGCUGCGACACCACCUCCUUGAAACGUGGCCCUUGGACGCCUGAAGAAGACCGGAAGCUCCUAGCCUACAUCCAAGAACACGGCCAUGGGAGCUGGCGGUGCGUGCCCGAGAAUGCUGGUCUUCAAAGGUGUGGGAAGAGCUGCAGACUGAGAUGGACGAACUACCUCAGACCUGAUAUCAAGAGAGGCAAAUUCAGCUUACGGGAAGAGCAGACCAUUAUUCAACUUCAUGCUCUUCUAGGCAACAGGUGGUCAGCUAUAGCAACCCACUUACCAAAUAGAACAGACAAUGAGAUCAAGAAUUAUUGGAACACACAUCUCAAGAAAAGGUUGGCCAAGAUGGGAAUAGACCCUGUAACUCACAAGCCCAGCCAUGCCGUUCUAACCUCCCCUAAUGGUGACUCAAAGAACGCAGCUAACCUCAGCCACAUGGCUCAGUGGGAGAGCGCCCGGCUCGAAGCCGAAGCCAGGCUGGUCAAAGAGUCAAAGCUCCGCCAAACUCAGAAUGCCUCUGCUUCUGCUCCCGCUCCGGCUCAGCUGCUUAACAAAAUGGCUACUAGGCUUACACCUCCGCGUCGUCUUGACGUACUAAAUGCAUGGGAAAAUGUGGGAUCAAAAUUGAAGAUUGGCAGCAGCGGUAGUAACCGUGAUAUCCCAUCACCAACCUCAACAUUGAGCUUCCUGGAAAACGUUUCAACAAUUUCAAGAGUGGAAUCCUCUGAAAUCAAUGGAAUUUUGGGCACGUUAGGGACUGAAAUCGACGCGUUUGGGACACAACAAUGUGACAUCAAUAUGACAUGGACCAUGGAAUCUACUGAUGAAAAUGCGAAUUUCGUUCAUCUUCUUCUUAGUAGGUCUGGUGACGGCAUCCUCACCAACAACGGUGGAAGAGAUGGUGAAGAACUUGAAGACAACAAGAAUUAUUGGAAUGACAUUAUGAAUUUGAUGACCUGCCAACCAUCCCGUUCGCCCAACCUCUAAAUCAAAUCGCACCCUUUCAUGCCACACUAUUUUGUGUUUUUUUUUUUU